AUGUAGUCACCACCUCGACCAGAACUGUUUGAUUUCCAUGGAGUCUCAUUGACCCACUAUUUCACAGACAACUGGGAAAACAUUCAAAAGUUCCAGGCCAGGCCAGAUGAUAUACUUAUUGCAACCUACCCCAAAGCAGGAACCACAUGGGUCUCCUACAUCCUCGACCUGCUGUAUUUUGGUCAGACAGAGCGUCAGACAUCUGUCCCGAUCUAUGAGAGAGUGCCUUUCUUGGAGAUCCUCUUCCCGUCUGUUGGUUCAGGAACAGACCUGGCAGAGAACCUCCCCACCUCUCCUCGGCUCAUUAAGACUCAUUUCCCAAUCCAGUUUGUGCCGAAGUCCUUUUUGGAGCAGAACUGCAAGAUCAUCUAUGUGGCCCGCAAUGCCAAAGACAACAUGGUGUCUUUUUUUCACUUUGAUCGCAUGAACAUGGCUCAGCCAGAACCUGGAGACUGGAGCAGCUACUUCCAGAGAUUCUUGGACGGAAAGAUGCUGUAUGGAUCCUGGUACGACCAUGUGAACGGCUGGUGGAAGAAGAAACAGACUUAUUCCAAUCUUCACUACAUGUUCUAUGAAGAUAUGAUUGAGGAUACUGGACGGGAAAUCGACAAACUCUGCAGCUUUCUCGGUUUGUCUUGUUCAGAUGAGGAGAAGAAACGAGUUACAGGUGGAGUGCAGUUUGAUAAUAUGAAGAAGGACAAGAUGGCCAACUAUUCUACAUUGGAGGUUUUGGACUUCAAAGUUUCUCACUUCAUGAGAAAAGGGAAAGUUGGUGACUGGAAAAACCAUUUCACUGUGGCCCAGAACGAGAAGUUUGAUGAAGACUACAAGAAAAAGAUGACGGACACCACUCUUCAGUUCCGCGAUGAAGUUUGAAGAAGACUGAACAAGCUGUGUACAUUCCUGACUGGACAUGUGCCAAUUCACUCAGGAGAGACCAGAGAAUGAAGCAAAGAUCAUAAUAUACACUACUGGUCAAAAGUUUUAGAAAACACCAACUUUUCCAGAAUUGAAUUGAAAAUGAUGCAGUUUAAUGUCUCAGUGUACUCUGAAAUUAAUGCACAUUUGCAACAUUUAAAAUUCUUUAUUGAGCAUGAUAGUGUUUUGAAAGUAAAAAAAAGAUUCAAAAUCACAUUUCAUGUUGGACUAAAGGACUAAAAAAAAGACACAAAAUGACCAAAAAAAGAAACAAAAUGACCAAAGAAAGACACAGAAUGACUUACAAAGACAUGAAAAGAAUUCAAAAAUGGACAAAAUAGCCCAAGACUCCAUAGAGUUAAGUUGUUAACCCAUUUCUUGUUCCCUGAAAAAGGCCUACUUGUAUAAUCCUGAAAUGUACAUUAUUUUUCAGUUUUGGUUAACCUUACCUUUUUAUAUUUACCUCUGGCAGUUCACCACUUACCUUUGUACCCUUUCAAGCUGUUCAUUUGACUUGAACUGCUUGGAUUUUAAUAAAAAACUGGAAAAAUUGGGUUGUUCUAAAACUUUUGACCGGUAGUGUAUAUUUAUUAAAUAAAAAUAUAAACGAUGAUGUGAUUUCACGGAUAACGUGAGCUUAAAAA
This is a messenger RNA of Centropristis striata (black sea bass), 1562 nucleotides long. Its product is annotated as cytosolic sulfotransferase 3-like. Gene Ontology annotation, molecular function: sulfotransferase activity. The transcript has 7 exons. The record is from RefSeq and is a predicted model, not a curated record. Gene Ontology annotation, cellular component: cytoplasm. Lineage: Eukaryota; Metazoa; Chordata; Actinopteri; Perciformes; Serranidae. Gene Ontology annotation, biological process: sulfation.